GGCUCACUCCAGCACAUCACCAGACAAGCCUCGGUGGCACGCAGUGGUGAUGUAUGUCGAUGGUUGUCUACAUAGUACCCCGCAUCCCACGUUGAUCCUCCUUCUCCGCACCGUGAGAACACUCCUCCCGAGGCUGCAACGACAAGGACUCCAGUCGAUUAUCAUUAUUACACCGAAGAUCUCUCAUCUCCAGAUUCAAUAACAAAUCGACUUUGCGGACUGGGCUGUCAACAAUAUACAAUUCGAAGCACAAUGCCUUUUGAAUCACCUCACCCUCCAAUUGAUCUCCCGCCCAAAGAAUCAAUCUGGUCCUUCUUCUUUGAAUCUUCUCACAGCCCUCUUUCUCAAAACCCUCUGCCUUCACCACUCUCUGGAUAUCUGGAUGCUAGUACAGGUCGCUCGUUGUCCUAUCUCGAUGUCAAGACAAAAGCUACAGCUCUUUCCACUUCUCUUAUCAAGAACCAACACUUCAAGCCGGGAGAUACAGUGAUCUUGUUCUCGCAGAACUCAAUCUGGUAUCCUGUAGCCAUGUUUGCCAUCCUUAGAGCUGGGGGUAUAGUUAGUGGUGCUAGUCCUGCUUAUGGUGUAGAGGAAAUGAGUUAUGCAUUAAAAACUUCUGGGGCGAAAUUUUUGAUGACGCAUCCUGAGAGAUUGGAUGUUGCGCUCGAAGCUGCAAAGUCGGUGGGUAUCUCUAGGGAUAGUAUUUUCUUGCUUGAGGGGAAGCAGGAGGGGUUCAGGAAUGUGGAGGAGUUGAUUGAGGGAGCGAGUAGUGGUGAGCAGGUGCCAGCGUGGAAGGGUGUUCAGGAAAAGGGUAACAAGAAUGUUUGUGCUUUCUUGAGCUUUAGUUCGGGCACGACGGGACUGCCAAAGGCUGUCAUGAUAUCGCACCAGAAUGUUAUUGCACAAUGUCUUCAGAUGAUUCAGAUCACUCCGAAACUCGAACGAGUCCUCGCUGUUCUGCCUCUCUUCCACAUUACCGGCUUGGUGCACAUCCUGCACCUGCCAAUUUUGUUGAACGCGCAAGUUAUCAUGCUACCUUCAUUCUCGAUGCCGACUAUGCUCUCCACCGUUAUCAAGUACAAGAUCAAAGAACUGCUUCUCGUACCGCCUCUUCUCAUCAGGCUCGUUCGCGAUCCGGAAGUUGAUAGGCACGAUCUCUCCCACAUCGAGCGCUUUAGUUCGGGCGCCGCUCCUCUGAGCGAAGAGAUCCUGCAGCUUCUGCAAAAGAAGUUUCCAAACACUGGCUUCAAGCAAGGCUAUGGCAUGACAGAGUCUUGCUCAUGCAUCACUGGUCACCCACCUUCUCACUACUCCUACAAAUAUGCUCAUGCGGUGGGGCAAAUCGUGCCUUCGACCUCGGUCAAGAUCAUCAAAGAAGACGGCACAGAAGCCGGCAUCAACGAACCAGGCGAGAUUCUCGCCCGAGGUCCUCAAAUCACAAUGGGCUACCUGAACAACAGCAAAGCCACAGCCGACACCUACGACAAAGAAGGCUACCUCCACACCGGCGACCAAGGCAGCAUAGACGCUCAAGGCCUCCUAACCAUCACCGACAGAAUCAAGGAAAUGAUAAAAGUCAACGGCCACGCCGUCGCUCCUGCAGAACUGGAAGACCUACUCCUCGGCCACUCUGCCGUUGAAGAUGUCGCCGUCCUUGGUAUUCCUGACGCCAUGGCCGGAGAAGUGCCAAAGGCUUUUGUAGUUGUGAAAGCCGAGUUUCAGGAUAGAGAACAGGAAGUAGGGAAGAAGUUGUUGGAGUAUGUUAAGGAGAAGAAGAUUCGGUAUAAAUGGUUGAGCGAGGUGGAGUUUGUGGAUGUUAUUCCGAAGUCGCCGUCGGGGAAGAUAUUGAGACGGGUGCUCAAGGGUAGGAAGAAGAAUGGCGAAGUUGGUAUUCUGGUCAAGGAAGUUGGCAAAGCGAAGGCUAAACUGUAAGAUAAUUGGGAAAAAUGUCGUGUUUUUGCUGUCCUUCUCCACGAUAGCGAUGUUAAAUAUCCUUGAAGCUCGUGUUGA
Messenger RNA from Aureobasidium subglaciale EXF-2481, 2010 nucleotides. RefSeq lists its product as uncharacterized. Gene Ontology annotation, molecular function: CoA-ligase activity. NCBI's taxonomy places the organism in Eukaryota, Fungi, Ascomycota, Dothideomycetes, Dothideales, Saccotheciaceae. Gene Ontology annotation, biological process: secondary metabolic process. The record is from RefSeq and is a predicted model, not a curated record. The coding region runs from base 253 to 1932 and encodes 559 amino acids. The transcript is spliced from 3 exons.